UAUAUAUGCGUUACGGGCAUGGAUGUACAAUCAUAGAGAUCCGGAUACCGGUGAAGUGACGAGAGAAUAUCGGGCGGGGCUACGGGGUUUCUUACAACAGGCAACUAACCAACCAUUUGCAAGGGAAAAUGGUAAAAUAUUAUGUCCCUGUGUAAAAUGCAAGAACGAACCAUAUUUAGAAAUUGAUACUGUGAAGAAGCAUCUAUAUAAUAGAGGAUUUAGACCACAGUACUACAUAUGGUUUUUGCAUGGGGAAGGUGCAUCAAGUAGUAGUACGGGUCAGGGAUUUGAACUACCAAGUUAUAAUGCUAAUUAUUAUGAUCCUCGUGAGUCAAAUAUGUUUGGAAAUAAUGCGGGUGAUGGGUAUGAGCAAAAUAUGUUUGAAAAUAAUGCGGGGGAUAGGUAUGAGCAACAUGGAAAUAGAUAUCACAAUAUGGUUACAGAUGCAUUGCAUGAAGCUGCUAUUCCUGAUAGUAGUAGGGAAGAACCUAACAUAGACGCACAAAGGUUUUAUAAUAUGUUAGAUGCUGCCAAUGAACCUAUCUACGAAGGAUGUAGAGAAGGGCUUUCUAGAUUAUCACUAGCAUCUAGGAUGAUGACAAUUAAAAGUGAUCAUUCUCUAAAUGAGAAGUGCAUGGAUUCGUGGGCUCAACUCAUUAAUGAGUAUUUACCGGAAGGUAAUCUUGCUGCCGAUAAUUUUUAUGAAAUUCAGAAGCUAGUUGCGGGUCUUGGUCUACCAUCUGAAACAAUUGAUGUGUGCGUUGACAACUGCAUGAUUUUCUGGAAAGAUGAUGAAAAUCUGGAGGGAUGCCGAUUUUGUAAAAAGCCAAGAUAUCAAGAAACCACAGGAAGGAAUCGUGUGCCUUACAAACGUAUGUGGUACUUACCGAUCACAGAUAGAUUGAAGCGUUUAUAUCACUCAGAAAGGACAGCCGCGUGGAUGAGAUGGCAUGCCCAACAUUCGGUGAAAGAUGGCGAGAUUACACAUCCCUCAGAUGCUAAGGCAUGGAAACACUUUCAAACCGUAUAUCCCGACUUUGCGAGUGAGUGUAGAAACGUUUAUCUUGGUCUAUGCACGGAUGGAUUUAGUCCAUUUGGUAUGUCUGGAAGACAAUACUCUUUAUGGCCUGUCAUCUUGACGCCAUACAAUCUCCCUCCGGAUAUGUGCAUGCAAAGAGAAUUUUUGUUCUUGAGUAUUCUAGUGCCUGGUCCAAAACAUCCAAAGCGAGCACUUGAUGUAUUUUUGCAACCUUUGAUCCAUGAGCUGAAGCUGUUGUGGCAUUUUGGCGAGGAGACAUGGGAUUAUUCGCAGCAGCAGAACUUCAAUAUGCGUGCAGUGCUUAUGUGGACCAUAAGUGACUUCCCCGCAUAUGGAAUGUUAUCGGGGUGGACCACACAUGGAAGAUUAUCAUGUCCAUAUUGUAUGGAGAAGACAGAUGCUUUUCAGCUGAAAAAUGGGAGGAAGUCAUGUUGGUUUGAUUGUCACCGUAGGUUUCUUCCGCCGCAUCAUACAUAUCGUAAGAACAAGAAAUUGUUUAGGAAAAACAAGGUGGUCCAUGCUCCUCCCCCAAUAAUGCAAUCAGGAGCAUCUUUGUUAGAGGAAAUUGACUAUUAUGGUGCUAACGAGACAUGUAAAGUUGGGGGAAAUUGGCACAUUCCAGCUAACAUGCCAGACGGGUAUACGACAUCUCAUAAUUGGCAUAAGAAGAGCAUAUUUUGGCAACUUCCAUAUUGGAAAGAUCAUCUCUUAAGGCACAAUCUUGAUGUGAUGCACAUAGAGGAGAAUGUUUUUGAGAGUAUCAUGAACACUCUUUUGAAUGUGAAGGGAAAGAGUAAAGAUAAUUUGAAAUCGAGGUUAGAUUUGCCGGAUUUAUGUGCAAGACCAGAGCUGCAUGUGACAAGAGAAGGAAAAUUACCAGUUCCGGAUUUUAGAUUGUCUGGGGUGGCAAAGCAAAAGUUGUUCGAAUGGGUAAAUUCAGAUGUGAAAUUCCCAGAUGGUUAUGUGUCAAAAUUCUCGAGAUGCAUCGAGAAUGGACAAAAAAUUUCUGGUAUGAAGAGUCACGAUUGUCACGUUUUCAUGCAACGACUCCUACCAUUCGCAAUGACGGAGCUAUUACUAAAACACGUCCAUGAAGCAAUAGCGGGAAUUGGAGCAUUUUUCAGGGAUCUAUGCACCCGAACAUUAACAAAGGAUGGGAUCGAUUUGUUAGCCAAGAAUAUUCCUGUUUUGCUUUGCAAUCUGGAGAAAGUCUUCCCCCCAUCUCUAUUUGACGUUAUGGUACAUCUCAUGAUUCAUCUACCUCUUGAAGCGGCUCUUGGGGGUCCUGUACAAUUCCGAUGGAUGUAUGUAUUUGAAAGAUUCAUGGGAUUUCUCAAAAAGUUUGCCAAAAAUCUUGCCAGAGUCGAGGGUUCGAUAGUUGCAGGAAGUCUUACGGUGGAAACUUCACACUUCACAUCCUACUACUUUAGCCCAACCGUUAUAACGAAGAAGACCGCUCCUAGACGAUACGACGAUGGAGGAGUUGCACCUUCAUAUAUUACUUGGUGGCAAAAUGAAAGAAGUUUGGUGGGAAGAUCAUGA
This is a messenger RNA of Brassica napus (rape), 2581 nucleotides long. RefSeq lists its product as uncharacterized. The transcript is spliced from 3 exons. The record is from RefSeq and is a predicted model, not a curated record. The coding region runs from base 23 to 2581 and encodes 852 amino acids. Lineage: Eukaryota; Viridiplantae; Streptophyta; Magnoliopsida; Brassicales; Brassicaceae.